Messenger RNA from Colletotrichum gloeosporioides, 351 nucleotides. RefSeq lists its product as uncharacterized. The transcript is spliced from 2 exons. Lineage: Eukaryota; Fungi; Ascomycota; Sordariomycetes; Glomerellales; Glomerellaceae. The record is from RefSeq and is a predicted model, not a curated record. The coding region runs from base 1 to 351 and encodes 116 amino acids.
AUGAAGGUUAUAAGCAUUCUCCAAGUCCUAUUCCUUGUUGCGUUGGCCAUUUGUGUCAAAGCUGCUCGAGCUCAGAGUGAAGGCGGAGCUCCCACCGACUCAGAACUCGAUAGCAGUAUUGAUCAGAGGCUUGGCGAGUCUGACAAUCAGAAGAGAUGGAGGUUUAAGUACCCGGUCGCCGUGCGUAAGAACGAGAGAGAUGUCCCUGGUGCUAGGUUCUACUAUCCGUCUAUCAAGAAGCGACAAAGUCUGAACAGCGACAUGGAUACGGAGGCAGAAGAUUCCUGGAAGAUCUUCCAGCGAUCCCAAGGCCGGCAGAUGGAUCAUUGCAAGUGGCACGUUAAUCUUUGA